UGGCUAGACUUGCUAGUGAUUAUUUGCAAUUAGAAAAAAUGCUUCCAUAUUUUCAAUAUGUUAACUUAAUUAAGUGACAGAAAUGGCUGAAGGAAAGGAGACAGGUGGAACUUCGGGCAAGAUUCGCACAACAGCGGAACAUAAAGACUGUCCGUUGCCGGAAACAUUAAAAGCGCUGCAAUUUCCAGAGAAGCAGCAAUUGAUACAAGAAUAUUCGUGGACAAAAACUGUUCCGUACAAACAUUGGCAUAGCUAUGUGAAGCCUACUGACAGUAUAGGCAGUAUCUUCACACCUGGUGUACACACAUAUCGAACCAGAACUUUAAUUAGACGUGGUGUCAAGCCUGUACGAUGGCAUCCUUUCGGUAUCGAUGGUGUGCUCGUGAGUCCGCCUCGUAUUUUCAUUGAACGACAUAAUGAAGAAGUUAAACGAAGAGCUGCAGCUUUGGCCGAGAAGAAAUAUGAUGCUUUGCCGGAAAAUAUAGUGAGUCUGAGAGAUCUAGUGGAUGACACAUGGUUGCGGAAGAAACGUCAGAAGGCGAGAAUCUUGAAGGAAAAAGAGUUAUCGAUAUGUAGAGGAAAGAUAAAGCGAAGAUUGGAUCGGAAGAUGGUACGUUAUAUUGAGGCCGAAAUUCCGAAAUCCGUGGAAGAACAAUUAGCCGAGUUAAUGACAAUAGUUAUUGAGGAACAGAAGAUAAAACCUGAGGAUAUUGCUAAAGUAAUUUAUCUUAGAGAUUAUUGCAUAAGCGAUCAUCACCUACAACCAUAUGAUUACAUUAAUAUUGACGCAGCGAAAAAGCGUAUCAUUGGUAAAUUGCAAGAACGUGAAGACUUUGACGCGAUAAUGAAAGGUUUGGAACCAGAAAUAAUUGAUGACUAUAAACGAAGUCUUCGUAGCGCAAUAGUGGAUUAUAUUCUGAUGGAUUCUGAUGAACGGAAACGUUUAUCUAUUGAAACGGUUCCUAUUGAAUUCCCUGUUUUAUGCGUUCGCGCACCAGUGCCCUGGCAUCGGUCCAAAGUCACGACAAGUCAUUCCAUCCAACAUAAUCUUUUUAUCGGCAAUGAGAUAUUAAGAGACAUCCGAGAUUUAUGGUUUACAAAAUAUCGUCAAGUAAGAAUAAUUUACAUGCAAGAUUUUGGUGUGCUUCCUGUUCUGGCCGCGGAAAUUGAACCGAGACUCGACGUCCUGUGUGUUGCCGCCACUGAUGUUCUCAUUAAAGAAUGGUUGGCCGAUGUGGCAGAAAUCUUUCUUGAGAAGAAAUAUGAUUGGUCGCAGUAUUUCGAAACACAGCCCUGUGCGUCCACCGCGAUGAUCGAGAAAUAUUUUCGCAGCGUCAAUUCUUUAUUGUCAAAGCAAUUGCGGAUCAUGAUAAUAAAGACACUAGAAGACGUGAAAGACUUCUUCAUGCAGUACGAUGCUGGCAAUGCUUUCGAAGGAGACUAUAAGGAUCUCAUGUUUCUCAACACUCCUUUCAUAACAGUAAAAGUGGAACCGGAACUUGGCACGACGAAAUUAUACUGCAAACCGAGCAUUCUAAAGUUGCACACCAUAAUCUCGCUAUGUUUUGACAAGAUCAUUAAGGUAGGCACUAUGAUACCCAAGAUUGAGACAAUUUUGUUUCCGGAAUUGGAGGACGCGGGUCACUUAUUUCCUAUUUCGCGAUUCGAAGAUACGGUAAUGAGCAUUAUCAGCGAUGUUUUAGACGUAAUCACUAAACAUAUAACUGGUCCUAAUAAUUACCUCCAGUGCUACCAAAAUUUACUGUAUAUUACAAGUGGAGUAGCCGGGAAAUCGAUCCAGAAAAAGUUUAUAGCUCUAUGCCAAAUUUUCCUAUAUAAGUUUUCCUAUAUGAGUUUUAAAACUUGAUAAUAGUUUAAAUAAUUUGACUGGUUUUUUUAGAUCCCGUUGAAUAUGAUCGAGAUCGACUGCAGUACUGUGAACGAUACAAUGAAAGAAAUUCUACACGCUCUUCGAAGUAGAAUAUGCAAUUUCUUUGCGGAUGAAUUACGAGUCAAUAAUCGCGAAUUAUGCACGAUCUUCGAUGAGAUAGCGGAGAAUAUCUCGAAGAUGCCGGAAACAACACAGCAGGUUGUCGAACUGUACAACUACCUGUGUGAGAGUCGCGAUACAACAAUGUUCAAUCUGAGGAGACGAUUAGCUCGUUCGGUCGAGUUGACAUUGUUUCUGUUCGAUCAUCAAGCGCUCUCAGAUGACGACAUUCAUUUAAAUUCACGCACUAUCACCUGGCCGAAGGAAAUGGAGGUUGUGAUGGAAUUGGCAAGCAAUAGAUUGAACAUGAGAAAGGACUUCUUAGAAACGGUGCUUCGUACGAGACGAGAUACUUUCGAAAAGAGAAUAGUUACGAUACAAUUAGCGAUCGAUCAAUUUAAGCGAAAAGAUCCACCAGUUCUUACGAUGGAGGAGAUGGAACAGGCUGUGGAAGAAAUUGAGCACAUUUCCAUAACUAUGACGGAGAUUCGUAAAGAAGCCGAAGAAAUCAACGAGGAGGAGGGAUUGCUGGACAUGGAACUGAGUCCAUAUAUGGAACUGCCGACUAUGUUCAGCACAGUAGAAACCUUCGACAAACUCUGGCAUACUGUUUUGGAAUUUCAUCAGAAUUACGACAAAUGGUUCUAUGGUUCAUUUAUAGGUCUAGACGCCGAACAGAUACGCGAGGAUACCGAAAAUACGUGGCGAACUCUGUACAAGUUAUCGCGCAUGCUGACGGAAGUGCCAGGCGCGAGGCGUGUCGCCGAGAUGGUACGAGGCAAGGUGGAAAAGUUCCGGCAGUUCAUUCCAGUAUUACAGAUUAUCUGUACUCCAGGUCUACAAGCCCGACAUUGGGAGGCGAUCAGUAAGAUUGUCGAUGUACCGAUAGUACUAACAGACAUUAGUAACUUAUCGGAAAUGAUCGAGUAUGGUCUAUCUGCUUUCAUCGCCAAGCUGGAAGAGAUAGCUUCGGCGGCCAUAAAAGAGUACACAUUACAGCGGAACUUGCUGAAGAUGAAGGAAGAAUGGCAGGAGGUGUAUUUCGAGCUUACUCCUUAUCGAGAGACCGGAGUGUUUAUAUUAUCCGCCGUGGAUGAUAUACAAAUGUUGUUGGAUGAUCACAUUCUCAAAGCGCAGACUAUGCGCGGUUCACCCUUCGUGAAGGCAUUCGAAGAAGAAAUGCAGCGGUGGGAGGAGAAAUUGAUAUCGAUGCAAGACAUCAUCGAUCAGUGGUUACUCUGCCAGUCCACUUGGAUGUAUCUGGAACCGAUAUUCAGCAGCGAGGACAUCAUGCGCCAAAUGCCGACCGAAUCAAGAAACUUUCGUAGAAUCGACAAGAUUUGGCGCAAUAUCAUGUUGUAUGUCUUUGAUAAUAGACGGGUGACCGACGCCACUGCGAUGCCGAACAUGCUGCAGGAAUUCAAGCUCUGUAAUUCACUUCUCGAAGAGAUCCAGAAGGGUCUAAAUGAAUAUCUAGAGAAGAAGCGUCUGUUCUUCCCGCGAUUCUUCUUUCUAUCGAACGAUGAAUUGCUGGAAAUUCUGUCCGAGACCAAGGAUCCGCAGCGAGUACAGCCGCAUUUGCGAAAGUGCUUUGAGGGUAUUAGUAAACUUCGUUUCACCAAGGACGAGGAGAUCAUUGGCAUGUUGUCGGCCGAGGAAGAAUACGUACCUCUGAGUGGCAAGAUUUACCCAGCCGAUGCGAAGGGUAUGGUUGAGAGAUGGUUAUGCCAAGUGGAAGAACUUAUGGUGAUAUCGAUGCGCGAUGUCGCCGAGCAGAGUAUACUAGCAUACUUCGAUGCCAUACGUGAGGAGUGGGUACUCUCGUGGCCAGGUCAGAUUGUCAUUUGCGCCAGCCAAAUACAUUGGACCAGCGAGGUAUACGAAUCCUUUGAGGAACGUUCUACGGCGAUCUACUUAAGCAAGUGCACUGAUCAAAUAGAGGAUAUUGUAGCACUUGUUCGUGGCAAACUAGAACCUGGCGCUAGGAUAACACUGAACGCCUUGAUAGUGAUAGAUGUGCAUGCCCGGGACGUGGUAAGACUGCUGGUCGACAAACAGGUCGAUGAUCCUUCGGACUUCAAUUGGAUAGCGCAGCUUCGUUACUACUGGCUGGACGAUUGCAUCACCGUCUCUAUGGUCACGACUAAUAUCAUGUAUGCCUUCGAGUAUCUCGGCAACACGUCAAGACUGGUGAUAACGCCGUUGACAGAUCGAUGUUAUAGAACUUUAAUGGGCGCGUUGAAGUUGAACUUAGGCGGUUCGCCGGAAGGACCGGCGGGCACCGGUAAAACAGAAACAGCCAAGGAUCUUGCAAAAGCUGUGGCUAAGCAAUGUGUGGUGUUCAACUGUUCCGAGGGACUCGAUUACAAAGCGAUGGGCAAAUUCUUCAAAGGUAUUGCACAAUCGGGAGCCUGGGCGUGCUUUGACGAGUUCAACAGAAUCGAAUUAGAGGUGCUAUCCGUGAUCGCGCAGCAAAUACUGUCAAUACAGAUGGCUAUAAGCAUGAAGCUUGACAAGUUUAUCUUUGAAGGCACCGAGAUAAAGUUGAAUCCCACCUGCAACGUCAUCAUAACUAUGAACCCGGGUUACGCCGGACGGCAAGAACUACCGGAUAAUCUGAAAGUGCUAUUUCGAACAGUAGCAAUGAUGGUACCGGACUAUGCCAUGAUCGGUGAGAUCACUUUGUACUCGUAUGGCUUUACGGAUGCUAAGAUUCUCGCGGAGAAAAUAGUUCACACUUACAAAUUAUGCUCCGAACAAUUGAGUUCUCAAAAGCAUUAUGACUAUGGGAUGCGAGCGGUCAAAACUGUAUUGAUAGCGGCCGGCAAUCUGAAGCUCAAGUAUCCAAAGCGCAGUGAACAUAUACUGGUUCUUCGUGCCAUCGUAGAUGUUAAUCUGCCGAAGUUCUUGUCCGAGGACGUUUCUCUCUUCAACGGCAUCUAUACGGAUCUCUUCCCGGACGUGGCACUGCCUCAACCGGAACGUGAUGAACUGGUGAAUCUGCUGAAGACAAAUCUAGAGAAGCGAAACCUCCAGGCUACCGACUGGUACGUGGAGAAGAUUGUGCAAAUUUACGAGAUGUUACUCGUACGGCAUGGUCUGAUGAUUGUCGGCACCGCCCUGGGUGGGAAGACGCAGGCUUAUAAGGUGCUGGCCGAUUCUCUGGGCGAUUUAUCAAGUAUACGGAAAGCCACGAUGCGAGAAUACCGUACAGCCUACCGGGUGAUCAAUCCCAAAGCCAUUCCGCUGAGUCAACUGUACGGUAGCUUUGAUCCGGUGUCACACGAAUGGAGCGACGGCGUGCUGGCCAACACGUUUCGCGAAUACGCACAAUCUAUCGCGAUCGAACGUAAAUGGAUCGUGUUUGACGGCCCGGUGGAUGCAAUCUGGAUCGAGAGCAUGAAUACUGUGCUGGAUGAUAACAAGAAACUUUGUCUGAUGUCCGGUGAGAUCAUACAAAUGUCCGGGAAGAUGAAUAUGUUUUUCGAACCAGCCGACCUCGACCAUGCCUCGCCUGCCACUGUCAGUAGAUGCGGCAUGAUCUAUAUGGAGCCUUCUCAGUUGGGCUGGCAACCAAUCUUUGAAUCUUAUAAAAAACACCUUAAAGAGAAAUUGUUAUUUGAACAGUACGAGCUCAUUGUUGAAUUGAUCGAAUGGCUAACCGAACCGAUAUUGCGUUUCAUCCGAUCUAAUUGUAAAACUUUUAUAGACACAUCGGAGAUACAUAUGUUCUUGUCUUUCACGAGAGUAUUCAGCAUGAUGUUGGCAGAGGAGACGCAAGUGAGCACAGUGUGGCUUCAGUGCGUAUUACUGUUUAGCAUAGUUUGGGGCAUUUGUCCAACAUUAACGAGCGACAGCAGAAAAACUUUCGACGUGUACCUACGAAAACUAUUACUCGGUACUAUCGAAGAGUAUCCUAAGCCAAAAGUGUUUAAGUUGACAAAGCAACAAAUCUUUCCCGAUAGAGGUACGGUAUAUAAUUGGAUUUACGAUAAAAGGAACAACGGAUGCUGGAUAUCUUGGAUGGAUACUAUGCAACAGGCACCUUUACCAGCAACAGCGAAAGCCAGCGAGCUGAUCAUUCAGACAACGGAGACAUCCAUUCAGCUUUUUUUUAUCAAACAAUUUAUGCAUCGAUCGAUACCGCUUUUGUUUGUGGGCCCGACGGGCACCGGCAAAUCCGCGAUCGUGCUAAACUACCUUGUAUCGUUGCCACGGGAAAAAUUCUUGGAGAAUGUUAUAAACUUCAGCGCACAUACGAACGCACCGCAGACGCAGGAGAUAGUUAUGUCAAAGUUGGACAGAAGGAGAAAGGGAGUUUACGGUCCUGCCAUGGGAAAAAAAUGUGUGCUAUUCGUGGACGACCUUAGCAUGCCACAGGUGGAGAUCUACGGUGCCCAACCGCCGAUAGAAUUACUUCGACAAUGGAUAGAUCAUGGUUACUGGUUCGAUCCGAAGGAUACCUCGAUGUUGCAUUUGGUGGAUAUUUUGCUGAUCGCGGCUAUGGUACCCCCUGGAGGCGGCUCUAAUGUCGUGACACCGCGAUUCACUCGCCACAUGCACGUGAUUGGCAUCGAUUCUUUCGAAGAAGCCACUAUGACGAAGAUCUUCUCAUCGAUUCUCGAUUGGCACUUCGCCAAGGGUUUUGUUCCGGAGAUUUCAAGACUGAGCAAGAUGGUAGUGAGCGCUACCAUGUAUGUAUUUCUCGAAGCCAUCAAAAAUUUUCUUCCAACGCCAUCGAGAAGCCAUUACAAGUUUAAUUUACGUGACUUUAGCCGAGUUAUCGGCGGCGUACUUUUGGUUCCGGCCGCUAGAAUGAAGGAUCCCGACAAACUUAUCAGAUUGUGGGUUCAUGAGGUAUACCGAGUUUUCCAUGAUAGACUGAUAGACGACACUGAUCGUGAGACACUGUUCAGGAUGGUACGACACACAUGCUACGAUCAGCUGCGUCAACCAUUGGACAAGGUGCUCGCCAAUUUGCUCAAGCCGGGUGAGAAAAUGAUAAAGAGUUCCCACAUUCGCGAUCUCUUUUUUGGAAAUUACAUCGAGCCCGAUGCCGAUCCGAAGGUGUACGAUGAAAUAACGAAUCUGGAAGAUCUUCAGGAGAAAAUGGAUUACUACUUAGCUGAGUACAACGCGGUUUCGCAAACGCCGAUGAAUCUAGUGUUGUUUCGUUACGCCAUUGAGCACGUCUCUCGCGUUUCUCGAAUAUUGUUACAGGAUAAUGGUCACGCUCUACUCGUCGGGGUGGGCGGUUCCGGUCGUAACUCUUUGGCCAAAUUGGCGACCAGCAUGUGUGAAUACCAGAUACAUCAGAUCGAGAUUACCAGGACCUAUGGGCCGACUGAGUGGCGAGAGGAUCUGAAACAGUUACUAUUGCGCGUCGGUUGUGAAGGCAAACCCACUGUUUUUAUCUUCGGUGAUCAUCAGAUCAAGGAUGAGUCCUUUAUCGAGGACAUCAACAUGAUUUUGAACACUGCGGACGUACCGAAUUUAUAUGCGGUGGACGAAAAGGCGGAGAUACUGGAGAAGAUGAUGAACAUCGCACGAGACGUAAGCGGCGGUAAAAAAGUAGAAAUGACGCCGAUGGUGCUCUACAAUCUUUUCAUUGAAAGAAUUAAAAAGAAUCUUCACAUAGUCUUGACGGUGUCACCAAUAGGUGAUACCUUCCGCAAUCGUCUCAGGAUGUUCCCGUCGCUUAUCAAUUGUUGCACUAUAGAUUGGUUCACGAUCUGGCCCGAAGAUGCCCUAGAGAAAGUAGCCAGGAUGUCGUUGAGAGAUCUUGACAUCGGUUCAGAACUGCGAGAGAAAUGCGUGCAGAUGUGCAAACAAUUCCACACGAGUGUCUCCGUGACGAGUGAAGAUUAUUACUUGACUUAUGGUAGAAGAUAUUACGUCACACCCACGAGUUUUCUGCAAUUGAUCAAAUCAUUAUAUAGAUUGCAUGGACAGAAAAUCGAGCAGAUCACCGUGCAACAGAAUCGCUACGAAACCGGUCUGGAGAAGCUAGAUUUCGCUGCUGGCCAAGUAACGAUCAUGCAGAACGAAUUGCAUCAAUUACAACCGAAGUUAUUAGCGCAGUCGCAAUUGAGUGACAAGCUAAUGAUUAGAAUUGAACAAGAUACUGUCAAUGUAGAAGCGAAGAAAGAAAUUGUGGCGGCUGAUGAAGCCUUGGCAAAUGAAGCAGCUGCGGCAGCUCAAGCAAUUAAGGACGACUGCGAGAGCGAUUUGGCAGAAGCUACGCCGGCGUUGGAAGCUGCUUUAGCGGCAUUGGACACUCUAAAACCGGCAGACAUCACGAUUGUGAAGGCGAUGAAGGCUCCACCAGCCGGCGUUAGAUUAGUGAUGGAAGCGGUUUGCGUGUUGAAAGGUAUAAAACCGGACCGAGUUCAGGAUCCGACCGGUCAAAUGGUGGACGAUUACUGGCCCGCAUCCAUCAAGCUGUUGGGCGAUAUGAAGUUUCUAGAGAACUUAAAAAAUUUCGACAAGGAUAAUAUACCACCAGCUUACAUGAAGCGUAUUCGCGAAAAGUUUAUAAAUGACCGAAGCUUCCAGCCAGAUGCAAUCAAGAAAGUAUCAACCGCAUGUGAGGGUCUCUGCAAAUGGGUGCGUGCCAUGGAGGUGUACGAUCGCGUAAUCAAAGUCGUGGCGCCGAAGAAGGCGAUGCUAGCGGAAGCGGAAGCUGCGUUAGCUACGCAGAUGGAAAUGCUGAACGAGAAGAGGGCUCUGCUGCAGGAAGUAACACAGAAGCUGCAGUCCCUCAACGAUGAAUUUGCUGAGUGUAUGCGUGAGAAGAAGAAGCUGGAGGAUCAGAUCGACUAUUGUAGGCAGAAGUUGGAAAGGGCUGAAAAACUACUGGGCGGUCUGAGCGGCGAGAAGAGUAGAUGGAGCGAGACCGCCAGUAAACUGGGCGCCAGUCUGGGGAAUGUGAUUGGAGACGUUCUACUAUCAUCCGGAAUGGUGGCUUAUUUGGGAGCAUUCACAGUGGAAUAUAGAAAUAAGUUAAUCGAUCAGUGGCACGCUUCUUGUAUGCAAGCGGCUAUACCAUGUAGCACGAAGUUUAAUUUGAUCGAUAUAUUGGGUGAAGCUAUAGAAAUCAGGAGCUGGACCAUCCAAGGAUUACCAGCCGAUAAUUUUUCGGUGGAAAACGGUAUAAUCGUGAAGCACGCUGAUCGUUGGCCGCUCAUGAUCGAUCCGCAAAAUCAAGCGAAUAAAUGGGUAAAGAACAUGGAGAAACUGAACAAGUUAGCGGUGAUUAAACUCACGGAUCCCAAUUACUCGAGAGUGAUGGAAAUGAGCAUUCAACUGGGAUCGCCGGUACUGUUGGAGAAUAUUCUGGAGGAGAUUGAUGCGAUUCUGGAGCCUGUGUUGCUGAAGAACGUAUACAAGCAGCGCGGAGUGCUAUAUCUGAAGUUUGGCGAAACCGUACUGGAGUAUAAUCCGAACUUUCGAUUCUAUAUCACCACGCGUUUGCGAAAUCCACAUUACCUGCCCGAGAUCGCGGUAAAGGUGACUCUACUAAACUUCAUGAUCACGCCGCAAGGUCUGCAGGAUCAGCUAUUAGGCAUAGUUGUGGCUAAAGAGCUACCGACGCUGGAAGAGAAGAAGAAUCAACUGAUAGUGGAAGGCGCGAACAACAGGAGGAUUCUAAAGGAGAUUGAGGAUAAGAUCUUGGAGGUUCUCACAACGUCCGAAGGCAACAUACUCGAAGAUGAGACCGCUAUCAGAAUUCUCUCGACCUCCAAGAUGCUGUCAGAAGACAUUGAGGCGAAACAGAAGAUUGCAGUAAAGACCUCGACAGAGAUAGACAAAGCUCGUAAUGGUUACAAACCCGUCUCGAAACACGGUGCGGUUCUCUUCUUUUGUAUCUCUGAGUUGGCCAACAUCGAUCCCAUGUACCAGUAUUCACUACCAUGGUUUUUACAUCUCUACGUCAUGGCAAUAACCAACAGCGAGCAAUCGACAGAGUUGGACUUGCGAAUGAAGAGUCUCAAUUCAUAUUUCACGGCAAGUAUUUAUAGAAAUGUAUGUCGUUCUUUGUUCGAGAAGGACAAACUGAUAUUCUCUCUGGUCCUUUGCGUCGGUCUACUACGCGCCGCUCAUAAACUAGAAGAAGAGCUUUGGGUAUUUUUAUUGACGGGUGGAGUGGCUCUCGACAAUCCUUAUCCUAACCCUGAUCCCUCAUGGCUAUCCGACAAAUCCUGGUCCGAGGUUGUGAGAGCUAGUCUUCUGCCAGGUCUUGAAAAAUUGAGAAAGUCCUUCCAGUCCAACGUGUCACGGUGGCAAGCAUAUUACGAUCUGUCGAACCCGCAAGAACAUUCUUUCCCACCACCGUUCGAGCACGAGGAUGAGAAUUUGAGGAAGCUCGUAAUCCUGAGAUGCGUAAGGACCGACAAGCUGGUCGCUGCCGUUCAGGCAUACAUCAUCCACCAUAUGGGCACAUCUUUCAUAGAACCGCCACCGUUUGAUCUCCAGAGUUCAUACGAUGACUCGAGCAAUAUUACGCCUCUCAUCUUCGUACUCUCGCCUGGAUCGGAUCCAAUGGCUGGACUGAUCAAAUUCGCCGAAGAUCGCGGAAUCUUGAAGAAGAAUCUCAUGACGAUAUCGCUGGGUCAGGGCCAGGGCCCAAUUGCAACUGACAUGAUCGAGCGUGGUAUCAAGAGCGGCGAGUGGGUCAUCUUGCAGAACUGUCAUCUUGCCAUAUCGUGGAUGAAGGAACUCGAUCGGAUAUGCGAUGAGAUUAUCGUGCCUGAAAGCACACAUCGCGACUUUCGUUUAUGGCUAACCAGCUAUCCAUCCAAAGGAUUUCCGGUGUCCAUACUGCAGAACGGUGUCAAGAUGACGAAUGAACCGCCGAAGGGACUGAAGAACAAUUUGCUGCGAAGUUACUUGAACGAUCCUAUAUCGGAUUUAAAGUUUUUCCGCGAGUGUACAAAAGUAGUAGAAUGGAGAAGGUUGUUAUUCUCUCUAUGUUUCUUCCAUGCGGUGGUGCAAGAAAGACGAAAUUUCGGUCCACUCGGCUGGAAUAUACCUUACGAAUUCAACGAGUCCGAUUUGCGUAUCUGUAUUCUGCAAUUACAACUAUUUUUAAAUGAUUACGACGAAGUACCAUUCGACGCGCUCAUUUAUCUAACAGGAGAAUGCAAUUAUGGAGGCAGAGUGACCGAUGAUAAAGACAGAAGGCUGCUGAAUUCGCUGCUGAAGAAUUUUUAUAAUCCUGAAGUUAUUACAAAAAUAGAAUACUCAUUUUCUCCGAGCGGAAUUUAUCGCAUGCCGGAGGACACGGAUUAUGAAGGAUGUCUGAAGUACAUUCGCAGCUUACCAAUUAAUCAAAUGCCGGAAGUUUUUGGCUUCCAUGAGAAUGCAGACAUAGCGAAGGACAAUCGAGAAGCAAUGCAACUGUUGGCCGGUGCGCUUUUAACCCAGCCACAGAUCAGCGGAGUAGGUGUAGAGAAAGACACGGACGAAGUAGUUUUUACUCUGGCCGGUGAGAUUCUAUCGAAGAUGCGACCACAAUUCGAUAUUGAAUAUGUGUCGAGGAAGUAUCCGGUACUUUAUAUGAAUAGCAUGAACACAGUGUUGCGCCAGGAACUCGUUAAAUUCAACGAGCUCAUCGAAGUCAUCAAGGAAACAUUGACCAAUGUGCAGAAAGCCAUUAGAGGGCUGGUACUAAUGUCACCGGAUUUGGAAGACGUUUAUCUAAGCAUGAGCAUCGGCAAAGUGCCACUCGCUUGGGACAGAAAAUCGUACCCCUCGUUGAAACCGCUCGGCAGCUAUGUAAAUGAUCUGUUGGCUAGAUUGCAGUUUUUGCAAGAUUGGAUCGACCACGACGCACCGAAUGUGUUUUGGAUAUCCGGUUUCUUCUUCACACAGUCAUUUUUGACGGCGGUACUGCAGAAUUACGCUCGCAAGCACAAGAUACCGAUCGACCAGUUAGACUUCGAAUUCGAGAUCACCCGGUCCGAAUCGAGCGCCAAUGCUGCGCCUUCCUAUGGAGUUUAUAUAAGUGGUCUCUUUUUGGAGGGAGCUCGAUGGAACAGAAAGACGAGAUUGCUGGAUGAAUCUAAACCUAAGAUAAUGUUCGACGUGCUACCCAUUAUAUGGUUAAAACCUGGUGAAAAGGCUAAAUUCGACAUAAAAGACGUUUAUUAUUGUCCAGUGUACAAGACAAGUGCUAGACGCGGUGUAUUAGCUACCACUGGACAUUCUUCUAAUUUUAUAUUAUAUAUUCUAAUCCCGACGGAUCUGGACGAAUCGCAUUGGAUUAAUCGAGGUGUAGCUGCUCUUUGUCAACUCGAUGAUUAAUAAAAGCAAUAAGGUAUGAAUCAUCGGAGUGAUUAAUGCAUAAU
This is a messenger RNA of Mycetomoellerius zeteki, 12339 nucleotides long. It is a transcript of the gene Dnah3, whose product is annotated as dynein heavy chain 3, axonemal. The record is from RefSeq and is a predicted model, not a curated record. Lineage: Eukaryota; Metazoa; Arthropoda; Insecta; Hymenoptera; Formicidae. Gene Ontology annotation, biological process: microtubule-based movement. Gene Ontology annotation, molecular function: minus-end-directed microtubule motor activity; dynein intermediate chain binding; dynein light intermediate chain binding. Gene Ontology annotation, cellular component: dynein complex. The transcript is spliced from 14 exons.